UAGAUAGAUAAACAUAACUAAGCAUAUUGCAAAAAUGGAAAAAUCUCAGUUGCGUCUUUUACUGAGUUAUGGAUGUAUGCAUACGAUCUGCACCUACCUCAGUAUUGAAGCGAUAGCAAAGGUGCUCCGACUAAUAUGCAAGCCAGUCAGCUCUAGAUGGAGUGGCCAAGUAUGGAAGACAUUACUAAAUGCACUAGAGCAAAGAUCACUGAAAAGUAUUGCGAUCCAUGGCUUUGGGGACAAUAAGAAAGCCUGGCUUAUGGCAGACCAUAAGUACCGCUUCUACAGCCUGUCACUUUAUCUAUAUGAACAACAAGAUGCUGAGAACCUGCUGCUUUUUCUUGAAGGUUUACCUAGAGAGAAGAUUCACAUUAUUGCAGUUCAUUGGAAAGGUAGCAAAAAGCAUCAAGGUGCUAUUGUUAGAUAUCUCAGCAAGGUCCAUGAAGCCAUUUGUGCUGGAAGUAAGCUAAAGAGGUUGAUAUUGACAUAUCCUAGUAGCGAAAGCUUGGAUAUCAUUCCAAUAUUACCUUAUCCUGAUCUGUCCCAAUUCUCAUCAGAGCUAGGUCCUUUAAGUAAAAAAUUUAUUGAAUCAUGAACUUCGAUCGAGCAACUGUGCUAUCUUUUGCCUUCGGUAAUGUUCGUUCAAGAGAGUUGUAAAUAGAAGGAGGCUGCAAAUCCUGCAGGAAGAAAGAAGUCCUGAUGCUGACUACCCCAAGGAGUUCCAGAGCCAUUGAUCACCAGUACUUGACCAAGAAGCUAAGCUUAUUGAGCGGAUUGAGGAAGAUAUGAUGAAAUGACAGGUUCAUACCUUGGCUAAAUUUAGCCUUAGGAAGUUCCAUCGAGUGAUGAAGAAGAUUAAUUGAGGAUUCGGGAUAAUUUCACUUGAAUCCUGACCAAUCAUGACUUCUUCGGACCAAGCUGUGCUAUCCUACCCAUCUGCAGUAAUCUUAUCCCCUUUUGGCGUAUACACUGUGGAGAAUCUCUCUUUGAUUUUUGUCAAAGAAAGCUACAUCCCUCUACACUUUUGUGAAGUAAUCAAAACCCGCUAUGGAGAAUACCCACAAGAAGUUUGAGUAGAAGAACUCCUUCAUAUAUCGUUCAAUCUGAAGUGAAAAGGCGAGCCUCACUGAUGUUUCCUGAAUAAUAGUCAUAAGGGUUGAUUCUUGGUCUGCGCAAAGGAACCGAUUCAGAUAUGGUCAGGAGGAGAUUCAGCUUUUGACUUUGCCCAAAGCCUUAGUCCAUCCAAUAUCGGCUCCUUCAGAUAUACUUUAGAAGAUAGGCAAUUUGAUAGGUAUAAAAUCAAUGAGUUGAAAAAGAAGAUCGAAAGAAUUUACAAUACUAGUAUAGAGAUUGCUGAUCAUAAAGAGAAAAUUCAUUUUUGUGAGUACCUCUCCCUACUUAGCUUACCUUUCAGAGAUAUUAGCUUAUAUUUUAGCACAGAUGAUCUUGUGUCAAUGAGUACAGAGGUCAAUCUCCUCAUUGAUGCUGUAUAUUCAAACAAAGUACUGCAGACUCUCACUCUGAAGAGAAAGUAUGAAGGUUUUGAAGUAACAUACAGUCUGAAAAAAUCUCAAAAAGAGAGGUUUGAGCAUGUUGCUCACUCGUUCUUCAAGUUCACUGAAGUCCUUGACUCCAGAAGGAGGUUGAUCGAUAUUCUCUAAUAAUUUCAAUAAUUGCCAUUUUGAAA
Messenger RNA from Moneuplotes crassus, 1687 nucleotides. NCBI's taxonomy places the organism in Eukaryota, Ciliophora, Spirotrichea, Euplotida, Euplotidae. The record is from the annotation of a GenBank genome assembly.